UGAUUAUUGAUUGUCUUGUUGUUGACUUUUCAGGCUUCAAGCUGCCGUUUUCGUUGGGCAUGUUGAUACUACCUUGUAGUCAAGACGCUAUUCAAAUACUGUCAUUCGGUAACCCACUUGAGAUUCUCGGAUUCCGACAGGAUAGACUAGUUGUAGAGCCGCGAGAAGGACAAGUGUUAGUUAAGAUGCACUUGGCUGCAUUGAAUCCUUCGGAUGUGUUCACCGGGAAGGGACAAUAUCCCUGUGAUAGGGCAUUUUUAGAGAGAGAAACUGGCAUUGUUUCUUGUUUGGAGCAUUGUGGGACUGUCGUUCAGACUGGUCCUGCUGUUUCUCUGUCCAUAGGGACGAGAGUGGCAUUUGCUUAUUCAGUUGACGAAAGUUUUUCAACUCAAAACUAUCAACAUAGUUUGCACGAGCAGCCAGAAAAACACGCUUUUACAGUUGGUGCCAAUGCUGUAAUUUCUUUAGAAGAAGAAAAGGAUGUUAUAAAGAAAGUCCGAGAAACAACUGAUAGUCUUGGUAUUGCCGCUGUAUUGGAUGCAGUAGGUGGAGAUAUUGGAACAUUAGCGCUUCAACUCCUUGGAAGGAAUGGUCUCUUUAUUGCAUACGUUAGAAUGAGUGGAGAGCCCACUAGAGUAGUGAACCGACAGCUUAUGUAUCAGGGAAUCGUUAUUCGCGGUUUUUGGCUUACUUCUUUCCUUCAAGAGAACUCAAAAACUGAGCUGGUGGAUUCGGUAAUUGAUUUGUGGAGUCAGAAGUGCCUUACUCCUUCAAUGGAGGCGACGUACACGUUGGAAAAUUACAAGAAGGCGUAAAGAGACCAGUUUGCUCCGAACAGAAAAGUAAAAAUUCUGUUUCGUCU
Galdieria sulphuraria is the source of this 862-nucleotide messenger RNA. Its product is annotated as Zn-dependent oxidoreductase, NADPH:quinone reductase. Lineage: Eukaryota; Rhodophyta; Bangiophyceae; Galdieriales; Galdieriaceae. The record is from RefSeq and is a predicted model, not a curated record. Gene Ontology annotation, molecular function: oxidoreductase activity. Bases 60 to 815 code for a protein of 251 amino acids. The transcript has 2 exons.